UCAGCAUAUCCGCGAAUUACCUCUAGUACUGGUAUUUGGGAUCGCUACAUCUCCAAUGGUUAUCCACAGCUUACUUCCUCACUCUGUUUCUUCUCUGCUGUGCAUAGAGCUUUUCCAGUCCCUUUCCUGUAAGGAGCACCUGUCUACUAUAAUUGACAAGGUGCUCCUGACAGCCCAGUUUCCCUUUAAACUGGGUGAGAAAGUUCUGCAGGUUCUCAUCAACAUAUUCUUAUACCAUGAUUUUUCUGUCCAGAAUUUUAUCAAAGGAUUUCAGCUCUGUAUUGUGGAGCACUUCUAUUCCCAGCCUCUUAGUGUACUGUGUUGCCAACUGGUAGAUGCCAAGAAGAGAGUAAAUUCUUUAUCACAUGAUCAGUGUGAAAACAUUCGAAGACUGCCCUCUUUUAGAAGGUAUGUGGAAAGUCAAGUAUCAGAGAAACAGGUUGCACUGCUGACAGCAGACAGCUUCGUAAAGGAAGUAACCCAGAAGUUGCUGGAGGACUUGCAUGUUUACCAUGAAAAUUAUGUUUCAGUUCUGAGAUGUCUUCAUGUUUUCAUAUCUUCUCUUCCGAAGUAUCCUUUGGGCAAGCAGAUUAGGGAGCUGCACUGUGCAUGUUUGGAAAACCGAGUGUGGGAGACAGAGGAGUAUGAGUCAUCUCUUCAACUAGCAAGGAUGUUGAAUAAGUCUGAUUUGGUAACCAUGCUUCAACAGUGUGUGGAAAUUCUUGUGUCAUCUUCUGGAAAGGAGUUUGAUAAGACAGUAGGAAAGUUGAAGGAGUUCUUGACCCAGUUUCAGAAACUAGAAGCAGAAGCUUUCCAAGAACAAGAUGUGUCCAUAUCGUCACAAAAGGAGCUCCGGAAGAAGACAGACCUUUAUCAUCUUCAGAAGACUUUGUUGGAGUUGAAGGAAUCAAGGCGGUCUAAGAAACUGACAAAGUUUGAAACGCUUCGUUUUGAAGUUGUUGACUAUAUAGACAGUCUUGUAAGAAAUUACCUUGUUCCUGCAGACCACAAGACUCUGCACGAGAUACUGUAUUUCAACACAGCCAGUGUUCUCCGUGCGCACUUGAAUGCUGCCCCGAGGAUUGCACUUCAUACAGCUUUAAAUAACCCAUACUGCUACCUGAAGAAUCAAGCUUUGAAACCUGAUGGAGGAAGCAUUUCUAAUAAAGCCCCUGACAUAUGCAUAGUGUAUAAGCUUCAUCUGGAGUGUGGCAGAUUGAUCAAUCUCGUCGAUUGGUUAGAGGCUUUCUCAACUGUGGUGACAGCAGCUGAGGGACCACAUGCAGAUGCAGCUUCCUCAGACCAGGUGGAUGAUAUUAUCCAUGCUCGCUUUAUUCGAGCUGUUUCUGAACUGGAACUCUUAGGCUUCAUAAAGCCCAGCAAGCAGAAAACUGACCACGUGGCAAGGUUGACAUGGGGAGGCUGUUAAUGUGCCACUGAGAUCUUAAUAAACGUGUUCUUUGU
Molecule: messenger RNA, 1464 nt
Organism: Tauraco erythrolophus (red-crested turaco)
Lineage: Eukaryota; Metazoa; Chordata; Aves; Musophagiformes; Musophagidae
Source: RefSeq, a predicted model, not a curated record